UAAUCGUGGUUUAAAAUUCGCGGCGACUAUGCGCAAAAGUUUUGGAAGAAAUCGACAAUUGGUGCGCGAAUUGUUGGUUUAUUACCGGCAGAUGGCGCCAUGCAGCAAUUUUAUAAGAGAAACUGGUUUUAUACGAAUCGGCCAGAACUUUUAAGUAUUUCUGAAAAUCUUUUGAAAUUUCGAACGUGUGAUAGAAUUCGUAAAUGAAAACUGCUAUUUGAGAAAAUUUUGAGUGAUUUUAUAAAAGAAAAUAUGUGUAUAUGACAGGUGUAUAACCAUGUUUUGCCCAUAACCUUGAAUGUGACCAAUCGAAGAGAGCGGCACAAGCAAGCGGCCAAUCGCGUUCGCCAUCUGAUCAGGGUCAACAAAACCUUGCGAGAGAAUCGAGUUUGUAUGGCGGCCAUAUUGAAAACAACAUUUUCUUGUGGAAGUGUGUGUUAUUUUUUUCGGCGAUUCAACUUGAUCGGAACUAGAAAACUAAAACUAAAACAAACUGUUUAACUUCCGUUGCGUUUUUGCUACGUGUUUCGACGGUGUUAGUUGUGCCGCGAGUGUUUUUCGUGGCAUCUUUUAGUGUUUUGAUGUAACGAGACCUUGAGCCGUGUUUAGCCACUUACAGGCAACUUUUGGAUUUUGUUCGACGACCAAAAUGCUUCCCAGAGAUACAGGCUCGGCCCGUGUGAGCUGCAGGACCCGGUUUGGGCUAAGAUGAGCGCCCUGGCCGGAGUCAACAAGAAACGGAAAAAAGCUGAGAAUAAACCGCAGUCCCAGAUAAACAAAUGCAACAAUGAGAAACGGCGCCGCGAACAGGAAAACAUCUACAUAGAAGAGCUGGCCGAGCUGAUAUCCGCCAAUUUUGCGGACAUGAGCUCGCUGUCCGUCAAGCCGGACAAGUGCGCCAUCUUACAAGAAACCGUUAACCAGAUCCGCAGGAUCAAACAGCAGGACAACGGGGAUCAGCAAAACACCGAUCCGGUGCAGCAAGGUGAAGUGUCCUCUUCACGACCCACGAUCCUGUCUAACGAAGUUUACGGGCCUCUUUUAUUGGAGGCACUGGAGGGAUUCCUUUUUGUAGUUAACAGCGAUGGAAAGGUCGAACACGUAACGGAAAACGUCUCAACGUACAUCAGGUACACAAAAGAAGAAAUCAUCGGCAAGACCAUUUACAAUUUUAUGCAUCCGGGCGAUCACACCAAAUUCCAUUCGAAUUUGCUUCCCAUGACCAUCGAAUGGGGCAGCGAUCAGCCGGUUCCUACUAGAUCCAAGUCGAUCGAUGUCCGGUUGUUGGUCAAGGAUGACUUAGAAGAUUCUCUGGAGGACAAACGACAGAGGGUGGCGUGUUACGAAUUGAUGCACAUUUCCAGUACCCAACUGCGGGAUCACUUGUCGAUAUCGGAGGAAGACGGUAGCGAUAGCGGCCCUUGUCUGUUGUGCGUGGCCAGCAGGAUCUCGCACCGGGACAAGGCGUCGUGUUCGUUCGAACAGUUCACCACCAAAUUGGACUCCAAUGGAAAGAUUAUUUGCGUGGACACGUCUGGUGUUUCGGACUCGAUCGCUUUAGCGUUACGUAAAGACUUUAAAAACCGCGUUCUGAGAGACCUGGUGCCGCCCCAGGACGAUCACAAAGUGACCGCGCAUUUGAAAGAGACUCUGAGUGCGGGUACGUCGAUAAGUCAGGUCUAUCGUAUUCAAGUGGCGCCCGAUAAGUUCGUGCAGGUGCAAACCAAGUCUAAACUGUUUAAAACGAACCCCCACGCGAGCGAGACGGAUUUUAUUAUGGCGACGCAUUCGAUUAUUAGCGACAAUGAAAACGUCGGUCCGGGUGAUCCCGGCGGAGGGAGUGGUAUCGGCGGCCCGCUCAUGACCAGCGUCGUUAACGGUACCGGAGGACCUUCUCCCCGCAACAGCUCGGCGACUACCGCCUCGUCAGCGGGAAGUGACAGCUCCUCCACGACAUCUUCCGCUGGGGGCGGUCUGUUGGGGUCCUCGGUACCCGUUUCGGCCACCUCCACCAUCAACUCCGCCAGCGUGUUCGCGCCGACUUAUUUGGACAACGAUUUCAGCAUCGAUUUCCCGACGACGACGUGGCCCGACCUCGAUGCGAACUGGCACGAAGCGACUCGACCGGAUUCGAGGCAAAGCGUCACCCCCGUCUCGACGCCGACACCAAGACCGCCAAGCAACCCUUCGUAUAGUAACGCUCCGACGGUAGUCCAGAGCCCGGUGGGGGGACAUUACGGCGCCCAGCAGAGUCCGAGUCAGCAGAUUUCAAAUCAGCAGCAACAGCAACAGCAGCAGUCUAGCAAUCAAACCAAUUCUAGUUACAGCCCGUUUAUGAUAGAAGAUUAUUCAGAACGUUAUUCUGUCGACGAACCCAAAGAUACCAAAGCCAACGUGCUCGAGGAGGCUGCCAGUCUAGCGGACUCGCAUAGGUUAAGAAUUUUGCUGACGAAUCCGUCGAGCGCCAGCAACAGCACCAGCAUGAACAACUCGCAGCAAGACAAGGAGUGUCACGAUAGAAUUCUGAAGUCGCUUCUGAACCAGCAAGACGAAGACCAUUCGGGCUCGCUCGACAACAGGGCGAGUCCCAGGGAUCUAUUGGGCAGGGCGGUGACUAUGGCGAUGCCGACCGAGCAACCGAGAGCUAGCAGUUCUUCCGUGGGCAACAAUAACAACAUGCUGAGACAGCUGUUAAAUGACAAAACCGACGAUGACCAGAAAGAAGCGAAAGCCGGUAUGAAAAGAAGCAGCGAGCUGCUGGAGCAUCUGCUCAAACAGAACCCCGAUGCCGACGACGACCGAACGAAAGCGUUGGUCGGGAGCGAUCAGCUGUUUAAGAAGUUGGGAUUCUUAAACGAUUCCUCGAACGAGCAGCGGGGAACCAAACGGUCCAUGGACGAUAAAGACGAAAGAGACGGGAAAAGAAGCAACGACGGUUCGCAGGUGUCAUCGUCGUCAAGUGAACUUUGCAAGAGGAAUAGAAUGUUGGCGUCUCUGUUGGCGAAACAGACGCCGACCCCUCCCUCUAUUCCGCCCGUCCCUCAGAGUGUCAUUUGCGCGAUUCCCCAAGAGAAAUUGCCGAGAGUAACCACCGAUCCGGCCAAAACCAUCGGAAGCACCAUGGCACAGGGGACGAUGAACAAUAAUAGAUCCGUCGGACGACCUGCCAGACAACCAUCAAACUACCUCACUAGUAACAGUGUUCAAAGGCAAAUGCCGUCUUCAACUUAUACUCCUCCAGUCUCAGCUUCUGAUAAUAACAGUGCCUGGGUAGACAACGCCAAUCUUUUAGCUUCUGCCACUUCAGUAACUGAUCCAGUGCUUUCUGAACUCUUGGAUGAAGUCAUCGAUAUAGUGCCGGAUUCCGAUUAUCAGAGCGGACUAAGUGAGGCUUGGGCCAUUUAUACCAUCCAAAAAUCUUUGAUGCAGUGUGAAAGUGCCGUUAAGAGUCCCACUUCACCGAACAUAUCUCUGCCGGCCAAACCACCUGCUUAUCCUCAGUCUGUAAAUGUGACCAGCCAGAAUAACUUGGGUUACCAACAGCCACCUAGCUAUCUCCAAGCGAAAUACCAACGGGCGAUGAACGCAAGAGCGGCUGCUGGCUCUCAAUAUACCGCAAACGCCAGCUUGGCUGGUCAACAACUGUUGUUGCAGCAACAAAGAAAACAGCUGCUCCAACAGCAGCAGCAGCAACAACAAGAACAGAAACAACGCCUGUUACAACAACAGAAAAAGCAACAGUUACUAAUUCCGUCCAACGCGACUGCAGCCGAAAUGAACUCUAUUCAGAAUAUCGAUACUCUGCUUAACAACACGGUAGCCCCGAAUGUGUCUUUGCAACGUUCUUCGAGCGUGCCAGAAUCCCAACUGUCCCCUAACUUCAAUUCUCAGUUGCAGAAUUCCAAUUCCCUCGCUCAACAAAACCAAAGAGGCGUGUCCCAGCAGCAACAACCUUAUUCGCCUCACGCUCAGAUGCCCUCGCCGUUGGGCCAGCAGAGUUUCCAGCAGCAAUCUAACGUCAACAACUACCAGCAGCAGAACGCCCGACUGUCUCCGCAAUCUCAGUUUACCGCUCAAUUGUCUCCAAGACAGGCUUAUCCUCAAAGCAAUGGCACCCCGAAUAACAACUGGGCGCAGCAGAGGAUCACCGUGCAACAAAAUCCGAUGCUGAACGCUCAGUUAACGGUGAGUGGAUUUUUUUUUUUUGCCAGGAUAACUUCAAAUCACGCUUUGCCGUCGUUUUUGCAGAGAGCUCCUCAACAGCAGCAGCAGGGAACGGUCAGCGCGAGACAUUCUCCAUUUGCGGCUGACCAGUUUCCUCCCCCUUCGUCACCGAACUCGGGUUUCUCGCAAACCCAAUAUUUGCAGAGGCUGCAGCGAGCGAACAGUGCCCCAAAUACGUCGACUCAGUUGCCAGGCGGUCUUGGCUCACCCCGGCCCUACACGGGCAGGGAACACCAUCCCCCACCACAUUAUCAGACCGCUGUUCCUCAACAUCCCCCUAACAACUCCCCUAUCAAUCCUUUACCCCCUCCACAUAACCACGGCGUUCCGAUGAUGUAUCAGCAAGAUUCCCCGUAUUGUUAUGAUCAACAGCAACAUCCCGGGCUGGCGUACAGUCCGUCGGAGCAGCAGCGGGGGGUAAGGGGCCCCCCGCCGCAGCCUCACAUGCAGCCCGGUGUUGCCGCGCCCAAUCCGACCUCCGAGUUUGUGAGGCAGGAACUCCGCGCGGUGGUGGGAGCUAGGACGGCUCAGUCACAACCAAAUUCGGUACAGAGAAACCCUCAGCAACAAUUGCAAAUGGGCCAACAAUCGGUUGAUCUCGAAGCACUGGGCAUCACCUUUGAGAUGCCUUCAGGUGCGAGUGAUAGCCCAAAACUUUGGGGUGCGAUGGGGUCAGAUAUGGGCUCAAUGUCUCCACAGCAGGCCACUUCCAGGACUACUAUGGAGGAAGGACGGCAAGGUGAUCCCGCCAAAACGUCGCUGUUACAACAGCUCCUGUCAGAACAGAGUAAACAGUAAACCAAAUCGAUGUUCGAAAAUGUUUCGAUGUUAAACGUGUGUUAUAGAAGGAAUCUGCCUGUGGUAGGAUAUUCUCGUUUUAUCCUUUUUAUAUUACGUUUUCUUUUUGCUAUCAAUUUGCCGAAAUUCUGUUUGAGGAAUAGAACAAAGCCAAAGACGUCACUUAUGUAUAUAUAUGUAUUACUAUUUUUGUACAUCUGUUAAAUAGGAACUGAUCUUUUUCUAUCAAAUGCAAAUCCUGAACACGCAGAAUCGUCUAAAAUACCUCUUGUUUAAUAUUUUAUGGAUGUCAUUAUGUUUGGGGGCAAUAUAAUUAAAACGAAAAGUGUUGAAACUUCAGAUCUCUCAGAAUAACUCGGAUCUUGAACAUAAUAGCUAAGUCGUAUAAAAUUUAACCUAAAAUGAAGCAAGUUUUUCGUUUACCAUGUCUGUCAAGGGCGAGAUUGUUUUAUUGGAAGAAAUAGAUUGUAAAUAGAACACGAAAGGUUAUUUACUACAAAGGUACCUCAUCGGUAAAUAAAGUACUGCAGGCUGUAAUUUAGACAGGUUAGCUGUAUUAAAAGUGCAUUAAUCAUAUAGCUUGUUGUAAUUAAUAUGUUUUUUUUUUCGGAUUAAGUUCGGUAGUGCGGAUUGCAGACAUCUGGGGGAUGUUCAUAAAGAGCUUAUUUACUUGAAAAUUGUGGCGUUGUUCAAGUUACAGAGUCCCAUGCGCGCUGUCUAACUCACUAAACAAUUUUUUAUACUCAAAAUUGAAGUAUUUUGAUCCUCGGCUUAGUGGAGCAUCCCUCCAAAAAGAGGCACAGGGCUGUGUGCAAUUGUACAUAGUAACAUGUUAAUAUUUAUAUAUAAUUAUUAUAUUUUAUUAUUGGACUUGUUUUAAAGUGAUUUUACGCCCUGUGAGGCGACCAGGUUGUGAUGCCUCGAAAGGACCCGGCAGUUGGAGCCCUCUCAAAAAAAUGUCCUUUUCAGGUACCCCCAACGCUGAUAUGAUAUGUAAUUAGUGUCGUCUUCCCCUUUUUUUACAAUCACUCUGCUGCGCAUUACCAAAAAAAUUCAUAAAAAAAUAGCAACUGUUAAUAUUUUAUACAUAAUUUAAAAUGUGUUAUUGGCGCGGAGGCCCGCUUGGAAUUUUGAUUUGGUAACGUCCGAGGAACGUUUUACACGAUUUUUACGGUUCCAAAUUUGUUGCGGGACACUAGGGUUCAGGAAAUUUUGUUAAAAUUUUGAGCCGGUCGCCGCAGCUGAACAAAGUCGUUUUUUGUUGGACAUUGUGAUAGGCAUGCGCCAUGUUACUGUUGCUAGGAUGGAUACCUAGGACUUAUUUUUUAGAGAAUAGCAUUCAUACUUGAUUAUUGUCAAUUACGGUUCCCCUCUUAUUCCCCAUUCUGCCCUCGACCCCCAUUAUCCAUUUCCUCACAGGUUUCCCAGCAUCACUAAAUUAAAGAAA
Cylas formicarius (sweet potato weevil) is the source of this 6469-nucleotide messenger RNA. Its product is annotated as nuclear receptor coactivator 3-like. The transcript has 19 exons. Gene Ontology annotation, cellular component: nucleus. Lineage: Eukaryota; Metazoa; Arthropoda; Insecta; Coleoptera; Brentidae. Gene Ontology annotation, molecular function: protein dimerization activity; nuclear receptor binding. The coding region runs from base 709 to 5022 and encodes 1437 amino acids. Gene Ontology annotation, biological process: positive regulation of transcription by RNA polymerase II; cellular response to hormone stimulus. The record is from RefSeq and is a predicted model, not a curated record.